AUGAGGAAUAUUGAAAAAUUAGUUAGAAUUGCUCACUCACAAGGAAAGAAUUGGAAAACGGAACUUUAUCGUUUUCUCCUAGAGUACCGCACAACACCACAUGUUACUACAGGAAUUGCACCGGCAGAUCUACUAUUCAACCGACAAAUACGUAACAUACUUCCAGAUAGCAACGCGAUGAUUCCCGAAGGGAACGGGGGAAAUCUGGAUAAAACGUCUCCAACUACAGGUCGUGAAGCUGUACUUCAACGCGAUGCAAGGGAGAAAAACAAAUUCAAGGAUCGGGCAGAUAUACGAAACAGAGCUAAAGAACCCCAUUUCCGUAUUUGGUAUUGUUGAAACAAAGUCAAAGAAAUAAGUUAUAUUUACCUUGGGAUCCAUCACCAUAUCGCGUAACAGGUAUAAAAGGAUCAGAAAUCACGGCCAAACGCCGAGGGGUUACGGUCACACGAGAUUCGUCACAUUUCAAGCGUGUAAUUCCUUACCUGCAAGAAUUGGACGAUCCAUAUUCAAACAGUAGUGAAGAAGAAGAAGAUGGAGAAAUGGCAGUCCAGCAACAACAGGAAGAUCCAGAGAAUGAUAUCGCAAGUGAGUUAUCAGGCGAAGAUAUUGAUAAUGCAUAG
Messenger RNA from Paramuricea clavata, 623 nucleotides. The record is from the annotation of a GenBank genome assembly. Lineage: Eukaryota; Metazoa; Cnidaria; Anthozoa; Malacalcyonacea; Plexauridae.